Molecule: messenger RNA, 1089 nt
Organism: Recurvomyces mirabilis
Lineage: Eukaryota; Fungi; Ascomycota; Dothideomycetes; Mycosphaerellales; Teratosphaeriaceae
Product: Protein ccc1
Exons: 2
Coding region: 1-1089 (362 amino acids)
Biological process (GO): intracellular manganese ion homeostasis
Cellular component (GO): fungal-type vacuole membrane
Molecular function (GO): manganese ion transmembrane transporter activity; iron ion transmembrane transporter activity
Source: RefSeq, a predicted model, not a curated record
AUGCCUUUCCUACAGUCCCUAGCCGAGCGCUGGCCAAUUCCCUCCGUUCGCGAUCUCGAAGCCUCCCACUUCGAAACCCAAAGCGGCCCAUACCCAGAAUUCGAGCACUUCGGCGAGAAGCCUGCUCCGGCCGAAGAACAAGGAGAAGAAGCACAGCCGAGUAAACUAGAGCAACGGGCCGCCAGCUCAAUCUCCUGGCUCAGCAGAACUUUCGCACGCUCCCAAGCAACCAUCAACCACAAACGCGAAGCCCUACUUUCGAGCUCAAGAGAAAGUUCGAGCGGUCGAUCUUCGACGGAUGAUGUCGAGUCCCAGGUCUCAACAGAUGCCAGCACGCUGCUCGAGAACGAAGACGAGGCGAAGGUAGUAGUGAAGAAGAGCAGCAGUCGCGUUGACGCUCGACUGAUCUCCGAUGCCAUCAUAGGCCUCUCGGACGGUCUGACAGUUCCCUUCGCCCUAACAGCAGGCUUGAGCGCAUUGGGAAACACCCAAGUCGUGAUCUUCGCUGGUCUAGCUGAGUUGACUGCUGGUGCCAUCUCAAUGGGCCUGGGUGGAUAUCUAGGUGCCAAGAGUGAAGAGGAAUCGUACAAAGCCACCCUGACCGAAACCCGCCACCUCGUGUCCACAUCUUCCACCAAUGCCGCAACCUCAAUCAAAGAAGUCUUCGAGCCCUACGAUCUGCCUCAGAACCUAUCAGAAGGCCUGACAUUCCACCUCGCCAAAUCACCUCAUCUCACCCAAUUCCUCAUGCACUUCCAGCACUCGCAGCCUGAGCAAGCCGCCUCGAGGGCGAUCACUUGCGCCAUGACGAUCGCAUGCGGCUACUUUCUGGGAGGAUUUAUCCCGCUUCUGCCUUAUUUCUUGGUUGGAAAGGAUGAAGUCAUGCUAGCGCUUUGGUGCUCUCUGGGCGUGAUGGCUGUGAGUCUGUUCGUGUUCGGGUAUGGUAAGACUUGCUUCGUUUACGGAUGGCAUGGCUCGAGGAAUGUCUGGGAAGGUACGAAAGGUGGGUUGCAGAUGAUUAUCGUGGGCGGUCUAGCUGCUGGAUGUGCUAUGGGCCUGGUGAGAUUAUUCCAUGGUCUUGGCGAGUAG